Molecule: messenger RNA, 3021 nt
Organism: Triticum urartu
Lineage: Eukaryota; Viridiplantae; Streptophyta; Magnoliopsida; Poales; Poaceae
Source: RefSeq, a predicted model, not a curated record
UUUCUCCAAACAUAUUUUUGCAGUAUUAGAGAUGAUUGUUCACUUGUGGAAGGUGGAGAUGAGCCCCUUCGGCGUAGUUAUUCCUCUGCUCUUACUUGUUUGUGCUGCAGCACCGACGGUGCAUGCUUCCAACAGCAAUAUGAGCAUCCCAUCCGCUGCCGUGCUCGCCGGUUGCCAAAGGAGCUGCGGGAAUCUGACAUUCGACUAUCCCUUUGGCAUCGGCUCGUCCCAUUGCUUCUGGCAGCCAGACUUUGAGCUCAUCUGCAAUAACACGACGCAAAUCCCAAGGCUCUUCCUCCGGGACGGCGCCACGGAGGUCACCUACGACAUCGACAUUAAUUCUGCUUCCCCAGGUUUAGGAGUCGCAUUUUCACAUUAUAUCCCCAUGAGAUCUGGCGUCAACGUUUACAAGAUGGCAUGGAAUGCUCCCGGGAGAUCUCUAUAUUUUGUGUCCGCCGUAGUAAACAUCACUGGCUGCGACUUGGAUGUAUACCAGUUGCACGAUCGAACUGACACAAAUGUCGCUCAAGACACAGACUCAAAUGCAAUGGUGCCGCUUUGUACAGUUGCCUGCCCGAACAAGGAAAUCACAGAGACCUCCGUUCCUAGGCAAGACUGCAAUGGUACCGGAUGUUGCUCCACUUCGAACAUCGUCAUUCUUGCUCCCACCUUGCAGCUUCGGUUUGUACGCCAUGGCAAGGGGGAGCUGGCCCCUAACCGAAGCUCACUCUGGGACGGAAUCAAUAUAACUACUGAUUAUGCCGGUAUUACUUGGAGUAUAAUGGAUCAAGCAACGGGCGACACCAACCCGGCUAACAGGACCAACUACGGAAGUGUCAGCAAUCACAGCAAGUGGGUGCGCAAUCCUAUCACAGGUGGUCGUGGUUAUAAUUGCAUUUGCGAUAAUGGGUAUAAAGGCAAUUCCUACAUAAUCGAUGGAUGCUUGCGUGAUAGAGGGUAUAAUCCGGUCCAACGAAAGGAAAACUGCUCUCGAAAGUGCGGGAACAUCAGUGUUCCAUUUCCAUUCGGCCUAGAAGAAGGCUGUUGUGCAAGGAAGCUAUUUCAGCUCAACUCCACCAACACGUUGACGUCCAGCCUCCAACUAAAGGAUCAUUAUCGUGUGAUGAAUAUAAAUGUAAACGGCGGGCUAGUGGACAUCGAAGACACCUCAAGUUACCAGGGUGACAUGUAUGGGAUGCAUGUAUCCAAGGAACCUGAACUCUAUAUUGGUUUUGGGGAAUCGGUAUCUGUGCAAUGGGCCGUUGCCGGUCUGUCCUGCCGAGAGGCACAACAGAACAUGUCUGGUUACGCAUGUGUCAGCAACCAUAGCACUUGCUUAGGCGUCAACUCAACUGAUGGUUACAUCGGUUACCGGUGCAAAUGCAUGCAUGGCUUCCAAGGAAAUCUCUAUAUCGGAAAUGGCUGCCAAGAUAUUGACGAGUGCAACAGACCAGGCAUUUGCGAAGGAAUAUGCCAUAAUUCUAUAGGAAGGUACUAUUGUACGAAUUGUCCUGGCAAAACACAGUAUGAUGCUAAAACAAUGCAGUGCACCUUGACAAAAAAGCAAAAUCUUCUACUGGGUGUUGGCAUUGGGCUUAGUAGUGGCUUCGGAGUUCUACUUCUCAGCUCAAUUACAAUAGUUCUUGCUCGUAGAUGGAAAAGGGACAUCCAAAAGCAACUGCGAAGGAAGCAUUUCCGAAAGAACAAAGGCCUUCUGCUGGAACAGCUAAUAUCAUCAGAUGAAAAUGCGAGUGACAAGACAAAGAUAUUCACUUUGGAAGAACUAGAGAAGGCAACAAAUAACUUUGAUUCUACACGUAUACUGGGUCGUGGAGGGCAUGGUAUGGUGUACAAAGGCAUCUUGGCCAACCAACAUGUUGUGGCGAUAAAAAGGUCUAAGAACAUUAAUGAAGGUGAGAUCAGUCAAUUUAUUAAUGAGGUAGCAGUUCUCUCACAAAUAAACCACCGAAAUAUAGUAAAACUUUUUGGAUGUUGUCUUGAAACUGAGGUCCCACUAUUAGUUUAUGACUUUGUUCCCAAUGGCUCGUUAUAUGAAAUUCUACAUGCCAAUUCAAGCAGUGGCUGUUUCCUUUUGUCAUGGGAGGACUGCCUAAGAAUUGCCACGGAAGCUGCAGCAGCUCUAUAUUAUCUCCACUCGGCAGCUUUGGUGUCAGUCUUUCACCGUGACGUGAAAUCUUCUAAUAUACUGCUAGAUGCAAACUACACUGCUAAAGUUUCAGACUUCGGUGCUUCAAGAUUGGUUCCUAUUGACCAAACCCAUGUUGUCACAAAUAUACAAGGUACAUUUGGGUACUUGGAUCCAGAAUAUUACCAUACUGGGCAGCUAAACGAGAAGAGUGAUGUAUACAGUUUUGGUGUGGUACUUGUGGAGCUACUUCUGAGAAGGGAGCCUAUUUUUACAACCGAGUCAGGCUCAAAGCAAAAUUUGGCCAAUUACUUUCUCUCGGAGUUAAAAGUGAGGCCAAUCAAAGAGGUUGCUGCUGCUCAAGUUUGUGAGAAGGCAACCGAAGAAGAGAUUAAAAGUGUUGCCUCACUUACGGAGAUGUGCUUGAGGCUCCGAGGUGAAGAGAGACCUACUAUGAAAGAAGUUGAGAUGACUUUGCAGUUAUUGCGAACUAAAAGGUCAAACUCCAGCCAUGCCACUCCGGAAAAUGAUGAAAAUAUGCAACCACUCCAACGUACAAGAACUGAUGCUAGAUGCAAGUCGCAGGCCAUUAACUUGGGCAACGAUGUUUAUUCUGAGUCUCAAAACAACCAAGAAUGCAAUAGCUGCCAACAGGAGUUAUUAGGGUCUAUUGGGUUACCACAGUAAGGGCCAAUUUGAAAUUCAAAUUUCACAUGAAUUUUGGAGGAAAAGUUGCUUUCACUUAGAGUGUAGUAUAUUUCUAUUUCCUACUAAAUUCCUAUGAAAAUAUUGUAUUCCAGAAAAGGACUGAAAUGUGUGUACCUUUGAUUUAUCUUUCUUACCAAGUGCAAUGUACACUAGAUCACUUGUUUCCA